UAAAAAAAUCUCUCAAAGACGUAGACCCCAAGCCAACAUUAGGAUCUCAGGUGGUCCCUUUUUCUUUCUUAUUAUUUGAGUAAUAUCUCUGGUUUACUCUACUCAGCUCCAAUCAUCAAAUCAAAACACCAAAAAAAAAAAAAAAAAAUUCACCAAAACAUCAACCUUCAAAUUUGGAGUCCAAAUUAUCAAAAACCAUCGGAGGAGGAAGGAAAAAGAAAAAUGGCGACAACACAGAAGAAUAUUUUGGCGAUUUCUCUUUCGCUUAUUUUGGUCAUCUCCAUCUGUCACCUACAGCGGGUAAUUGCAUUGCAACCACUAAGCAAUCUCAAGCUUAAUUCUCCGAUCCUGCAGGAGUCAAUUGUUAAACGUGUAAAUGAGAAUCCUGAGGCUGGAUGGAGAGCAGAGAUGAAUCCUCGAUUUUCUAAUUUCACAGCUGGUGAAUUCAGGCGUCUUCUUGGAGUCAAGGAAACACCUAAGCACGAAUUGGAGAGUACUCCUGUUAUAACUCAUCCCAAAUCCUUGAAGUUGCCAGAUAAGUUCGACGCAAGAACUGCCUGGCCACAAUGUAGCACCAUCAAGAGAAUUCUAGAUCAGGGCCACUGUGGUUCUUGCUGGGCUUUUGGUGCUGUUGAAUCAUUGUCUGAUCGUUUUUGCAUCCAUUUUAACACGAACAUAUCUUUGUCUGUCAAUGAUGUCCUGGCUUGUUGUGGCUUUCUGUGUGGAGCUGGUUGUGAUGGGGGGACUCCGCUUUUUGCUUGGAGAUAUUUGCAUCAUCACGGUGUGGUGACUGAAGAGUGUGAUCCGUAUUUCGACAAUACUGGUUGUUCUCAUCCUGGUUGUGAGCCUGCAUAUCCAACUCCUAGAUGUCACAGAAAGUGUGUUAACAAAAAUAAUCUCUGGAGGCAGUCAAAGCAUUAUAGUGUAAAUGCAUAUAAAAUUAGCUCUGACCCCCAUAGUAUUAUGGCUGAAGUUUAUAAGAACGGGCCAGUUGAAGUCGACUUCACUGUUUACGAGGAUUUUGCUCACUAUAAAUCAGGAGUUUACAAACACAUAACCGGGAGUGUAAUGGGGGGUCAUGCUGUUAAGCUAAUUGGAUGGGGAACGUCUGAUACUGGGGAGGACUACUGGCUUGUUGCAAAUCAAUGGAAUAGAAGCUGGGGUGACGAUGGUUACUUCAAAAUCAGAAGAGGAACAAACGAGUGCGGCAUCGAAAAAGAUGCGGUAGCAGGUAUGCCUUCAAAAAGAAAUCUUGUAAGAGAGGUUGCAUGUGCCGAUGCCGUUGCACAUACUUCAUAUUGACGUUAGAUUUUCACACUGGUAAUAGAAAACGAAAGAAAAGCUUACUCCAUGUUUCCACUGGUGAAUACAAUAGUAUGUCAUUUGAGAUUAUAGUCAUUUUAUGUUGAUAUCAUAGGGUGAUGGAAUGGAAGGAACCCCGUAUGAUAACAAUUGAUUGUGAUAAGUGUUCGUCUCUGUCAUCUGUAAAACAAUGGAUAUGUGAAUAUGUUUGUGAUACAAAGCAAUUAAAUUACCAAUAAGCAGAGAGGCUGAU
Messenger RNA from Morus notabilis, 1555 nucleotides. RefSeq names its product cathepsin B-like protease 2. The transcript has 11 exons. Bases 223 to 1302 code for a protein of 359 amino acids. NCBI's taxonomy places the organism in Eukaryota, Viridiplantae, Streptophyta, Magnoliopsida, Rosales, Moraceae. The record is from RefSeq and is a predicted model, not a curated record. Gene Ontology annotation, biological process: regulation of catalytic activity. Gene Ontology annotation, cellular component: lysosome. Gene Ontology annotation, molecular function: cysteine-type endopeptidase activity.